CGCCGCCUUCCCACACUCGCUGGCUCUUCCCUGGGUUGCCGUGUGUUUCGUUUUUUUCUUUUUUUUUCUCCGCCUUCUCUGCCUCUUCUCAUCCUUUCUCGCUCUCCAGCUCUGCGGUGUGACGAGGCCGAAUCCUCUCUGCACCCAGCCCUCUCGCCUUCCUUCUUCCUCUGCCCGCGCCGUUGUUCCAUUUCUCUCCCUCGGCCGCCGCCGCCGCUGUUGCACAGCUGGUGUCGGUGCCGCGCUUUUCCCCCCACGUCGUCCCUGCAGCCUAUGGCCCAGGCCGCCUUGGGUAUUUCUGCUCAAGGUAACCACAUCCCUCUUUAAAAAUUCCGCCGAAAAAGAGAAGACGCUUUACCCGACUCUUUGGGCCGUUAUCUCACGGCGAACUUUCUGACCAAGUAUACAACUACCCAGAGGGCCUAGGAGAAGUGCUGUAUAGAGAACAGUUCGACUUCAACGCUGAGCCACCUUGGGAACCUAGCUGAUGAUAGGGGGGUUCCAUCUCCUAACUUGUCCAUGGUCAUCUCUGCACACUUAAUUAAGCAAUUUGUCACAAGCUAACUGAAACAGCGAUUUGGCCACCCUUUUUUUCUGAUCCAGUGAGUAAUGUGAAGAGCACUGUGGCAUGAACAGAAAGUGCUUGUACAGCGCGCUGAGUAGCGAAGGGUCAGGCUGGUGAAGUUCAGUCUGCCCAAACCACACCCAGCGCCACGAGGUCCGCACUGCCUGUGUCUAGUGACUUGUAGCAGGAGCCAAGGAUUUACUUGGUAUGGAGUUUUGACUUUUGUUUGACUUGUUUGACUUACAAGUUUUGUAAACUUGUGAAUUGAAUUCAGUUGUUCAGAUGCUCGAUGCAAUUGAGUGCACAAUCAUCACAGAAAAUUCUGUUGGACAACAUCACUCUAGGAUAAUUUUACCAUGAAUGGAGGUCUUCACUUCAGAAAUCCGAGACUCAUAUUCAUCCAGCUUGGUGUCAAGUGGGCUGUUGCUGCCAGAAUUAUCUUGUGAUUAUUUGAGAGAUGUGUCAGUUUCUUCUGAAGUACAAUCAACUGUAGAAGCCUUUGUAGCAGUUUGUUGCAUAUUCUAAGGACCCAGACGUAAGGCUUGGUGGCCCGUCUCUUGUUUUUCCUGGUUUAUGACUUUCGGCUUUGUGGAAUACGGCUGAGAUGAAAGGAUUUAUUGACGAUGCAAACUACUCCGUUGGCCUGUUGGAUGAAGGAACAAACCUUGGAAAUGUUAUUGAUAACUAUGUUUAUGAACAUACCCUGACAGGGAAAAAUGCAUUUUUUGUGGGAGAUCUUGGAAAGAUUGUGAAGAAGCACAGUCAGUGGCAGAACAUAGUGGCUCAGAUAAAGCCAUUCUACACGGUGAAGUGCAACUCCACUCCCGCUGUGCUUGAGAUUUUGGCAGCUCUUGGAACUGGAUUUGCUUGUUCUAGUAAAACUGAAAUGGCUUUAGUGCAAGAAUUGGGUGUAUCUCCAGAAAACAUUAUUUACAUAAGUCCAUGCAAGCAAGUGUCUCAGAUAAAGUAUGCAGCAAAAGUUGGAGUUAAUAUCAUGACAUGUGACAAUGAAGUUGAAUUGAAGAAAAUUGCACGUAACCACCCGAAUGCCAAGGUCUUACUACAUAUUGCAACAGAAGAUAGUAUUGGAGGUGAAGAGGGUAACAUGAAGUUUGGCACUACCCUGAAGAACUGUAGGCAUCUUUUGGAAUGUGCUAAGGAACUUGAUGUCCAAAUUAUUGGAGUUAAAUUUCAUGUUUCAAGUGCCUGCAAAGAAUCUCAAGUAUAUGUACAUGCUCUAUCUGAUGCGCGAUGUGUGUUUGACAUGGCUGGAGAAUUUGGCUUCACAAUGAACAUGUUAGACAUUGGUGGAGGCUUCACAGGAACUGAAUUUCAAUUGGAAGAGGUUAAUCAUGUUAUCAGCCCUUUGUUGGAUGUCUACUUUCCUGAAGGAUCUGGCAUCAAGAUAAUUUCUGAACCUGGAAGCUAUUUUGUGUCUUCUGCAUUUACACUUGCAGUUAAUAUCGUAGCAAAGAAAGUUGUUGAAAAUGAUAAGUUUUCCUCUGGAGUAGGAAAGACCGGAAGUGAUGAACCAGCCUUCAUGUAUUAUAUGAAUGAUGGUGUUUAUGGUUCUUUUGCAAGUAAACUGUCUGAGGACUUGAAUACCAUUCCAGAGGUUCACAAGAAAUACAAGGCAGAUGAGCCUCUGUUUACAAGCAGCCUUUGGGGUCCAUCCUGUGAUGAGCUUGAUCAAAUUGUGGAAAACUGUCUUCUUCCUGAGCUGAAUGUGGGAGAUUGGCUUAUCUUUGAUAACAUGGGAGCAGAUUCUGUCCAUGAACCAUCUGCUUUCAAUGAUUUUCAGAGGCCAGCUAUUUAUUACAUGAUGUCAUACAGUGAUUGGUAUGAGAUGCAAGAUGCUGGAAUUACUUCAGACACAAUGAUGAAGAACUUCUUCUUUGUGCCUUCUUGCAUUCAGCUGAGCCAAGAAGACAACUUUUCCACUGAAGCUUAAGCAGGCAUUAACGCUUCUGUAGAUCUGAAGUUGCAGGUUAAUAAGCUUGUCUGGUCUACAUUCCAGUGUGGAAAAAAUUUGAACAAUCUUACUCUGUUAAUUCUCUUGGAAACAAAAACUACUAGUAAUAGCUAUUUGGGACCAGACAAAAUCAGCUCUAUAAUUCACUGGGGGUAAUUGGGAGAUUAAGAUAAUGUAUCCAGAUUUAAACCUACCAGUUUGCCCUACCCCUUAAGCGUUUAAAAUAAAAUAUGCAACAAAAUGGAUGACUUAGUGGAGAUGGAAGCCCAUUAAUUGGGUUCCCCAUUAAACCGUUUACAUACAAGUACACAGUUUUUAUACUAAGGAUUCGUGUUAAAAAGUCUUGUAAAGUUAAUGUCUUUCACCCAGAUAUAUCAAAUGUCAGUGGAAGACCGGUGUGACUUCAUUAGAUACGUUUAGUGUAUUUAGAAUGUGUAAAUUUGUGCUUUGAACUGUAGUUUAAUAAAUGUAAAAUUGCAUCAUAGUAUUUGUUGUAUUUGACCUAAUGUAACCCUUGUAUGAUUGCAAUAAAAUUUUGUGUAGAUUUUACUGUUUUUUCAGGCUAAAAUUUUGGGAAAGGGGCUAGCUAGCAAAGGUAGUUUUGAAAUAGAUGUGUAUCUGGGCUGUUUUGAAGGUUAUUUUCCUUUAUAGCCCAUUUAAGUUUAGUUUGGCUUAGUACAUUUUUCAGUUAUUUAAUUAGUAAUUUAAGUAAAAUGUUUGGUAAAUCAUUGUGAAGUUCAGAUUAAUUAUGGAGAGUUAAUGUGCAGUAAGCAUGAUGUUUAACAAUUUUAACACCAAAAAUGUUAAUCCUGCAUAAGCCAAUUGUAAUAAUUAAUAGGUGUUUCUGUAUAGAUAGAAUGCGUAGAGUACCUUAGUAAAUCUUUGAAUCACAAAUCUUUUGGCUGAAAUGGAAGAUUCUAUUAAAUACUCUGAAUAAACUUUGGGGAGGGAAAUGCAGAAAACUCUGCUGCGCACUAAAUCUUAAAGAAGGGCUACAUCUAUAUCCAGAAACCUGAUGCUCCUUUGCACGGAAUAUUAUUUAAAUUCAGAGUUGUGAGGGGGAUGGGGUGAAGCACACCUAUUUUCAAUUUCUCGAUUGCAGUGAUUUCAAACUUAGGGUUUGUUUUGUUGUUCGCUUAGUUUCCUGUUAUUUCCCAUCUGUUCAGCAGCUUAGUGUUAAUUAGUUUUCAUUCUUUUCAUACUAAAAUUUUAUGGUGAUUGGGGAAGUGAGUUAGAGUCACUGACAGUUGUUGCCAGGAAUUUGCGUUAUUCAUGGCUAGUAUAUUAGAAAUCCUAGAUCUCAGAAUCACAAUAGUAAUAAAGUAAACAACAGGGGUCAUUUUUUCCUAACUUACUCUAUGUUCAGAUGUGGAAUUUCUGUCUCCCAAGAGGAAAUGUGACUUCACUUUGGUGCCAAUGGACAGAAAAUUCUGCGUGUGCUACAUAGGAGAAGUUCGGAAUGCACUUAAUAGCUGGUUUUUACACCUUGAUUUCAAGGUGAAAAGAAAUUGAUCAUGAAUCUAAUAAAUUUCAAUCUCUUAAACCAGUAGGUGCUUAAUAUUUUUGAUUUGAUUAAUUCCCAUUUGAAUUUUAUGGGUUCUAUUAAUUGAAAAAGGACUCCAGUCCGUUGUCAUCUAAUUACCCUUGGAAUUUUCCAAGGUAUAAUGUGGGGUUUUAUGCAAAAUUCCAAGCUACCAUGCAACUUUUUUUAACUGUAAUGAGGAGGAGGAAUUGUUCCUAACCUUCUUUACAUGUUGUGCUUUUUGGUUCAGAAAUGCCAAAUCUUUUAAGAGAUGGUACAACUUUGAGUCCUUGGCUUGACUAUACAACUUUGAGCUUCAUGGCAUGUCAGUUUUGCCGUAUUUAAAGGAGAGCUAUUCUGUGUAUAACAGCUCAGAGUUGCAAGUACCACAUGUGAAUGAUAUGGUAACUUUAAAAAAUGUUUGUGUUGUAUUUGAAGACUGUUCGCCAUAAAUCUAAAGUUUGAUCUUAAUGUAUUUCAAUUUGGUAUGCUAAAAAAAGUACUGAAUUAAUGUAACAAUCUUUUUUUAAAAAAAAAAUCAAUAUUGUAAGUUCAGAAUUUAACUGAAAAUAUAAAACCCAAAUGAUUUCUAUAUAGUAAAUUGAACUGUAAAGGUAACUUGUGUGUGAUUCUGAAUACACAGAUAAAAUGUUUUUAAUUCCUCCUUA
This is a messenger RNA of Dama dama (fallow deer), 4727 nucleotides long. It is a transcript of the gene AZIN1, whose product is annotated as antizyme inhibitor 1. Gene Ontology annotation, molecular function: ornithine decarboxylase activity; ornithine decarboxylase activator activity. Gene Ontology annotation, biological process: negative regulation of protein catabolic process; positive regulation of polyamine transmembrane transport. NCBI's taxonomy places the organism in Eukaryota, Metazoa, Chordata, Mammalia, Artiodactyla, Cervidae. The transcript is spliced from 15 exons. The record is from RefSeq and is a predicted model, not a curated record. Gene Ontology annotation, cellular component: cytoplasm. The coding region runs from base 1170 to 2516 and encodes 448 amino acids.